GGACAGGUGUCAAAAGCCAUGAAGAGACAACGGGACUCACAGCCCCGAGCCAACCAGAGGCAAAAAAGACGACGCUUCGCAUCCGCGUCACGUUCCGACGAGCGGCAUCACCGCGGGCGUGAGCAGCAGCAGCUGAUUCACAUCAACCAGCAGAUCAGUGCGUGCACGCGCAAGGGGAGACUCGGAGAGGCAUUCCAGGUACAGGCAGGCAGACAUGAGCAAAGACAGACAGACAGAUGAGUGAAUCCCGAGCGCGUGUCCUUGUAUGGCGUUGCAGCACUUCGCCCGGAUCAGUGAGCUCAACCUGAAGCCCACGGUAGGCAACACACACGCCGGACGGACACACACAAAAGCCACCCGCCACACGCAUGGGAGUGGAUGAAUGUGACAACUGAUGCGUGAAUGACGUCAUUCCUUUUGCCCUUUUCCUUCAGAUAGUGGCCUACUCGUCGCUCAUCAACUGCUGCGUUCGGUGCGGCGAGAUGCAGCGGGCGGCUCACUUGUACGAGCGCAUGCAGAAUCAGGACGGCAUUGCCCCGAACCUGAUUGUCUACACGACCAUGGUCAAGGGGUACAGCAACCAGGGAAACAUGGCAGAGGCAGAGAGACUCAUGGACGCCAUGACGGCCGCCGGCGUGCAGCCGAACAUCCGGACGCUCUCUGCUCUGAUGAGAGGCUACCUCAGGACAGGCCAGCUCGACAGAGCCCUCAAAAAUGCCAAGUAAGGUGGGCACGGCCAGGGGCCAGCAGACACACACGGACACAGACACACGGAUACUGCUGUCGAUCUGGGCUUCUCUCUGCGUGUAUCUCCAGGCAUUUGGUAGAGGCCCAAUCGGCAGGACUAAUCGAUGGACAGCUGGCCCCUGAGGAGCAUUCCGACAGCGGCGGCGGCGGCAUAGCGGCCUGCCAGUCGUCUCUCGCCGCUUUGGUGCAGCUGCUCGCGCAAGCUCACCUCAUGAGCGACGCAGAGGGCCUGGUGCAGCUGAUGGGCCGUCUGGUGGACAGCAGCAGGGCCACAGCAGAGGAGGGAGCCGUCAGCAUCCUCCUGGCCGAGACUUACCACAACAUCGCCGUCGCACAUGCGCUCUUCGGCGAGAGGAAACGGGCGAGAGACUGCAUCGGCAAGGCUCGAGCACUGUCCGGCUCUUCACCCACACCACGAUCAGCAGCGGCAGCGUCAGCUACCGCCAGCCAAGGCGGCGGUCAGCAGAGGAGUCAGCAGCUCUUCUUGAAGCAUCGUGGCAAGGAGCUGAGGAGAGACCUGGACCAUCUCGACAACAAGCUCACCACAGAGUCCGCCGUCACGGUCACACCAGACCAGCUCUUUUCCGCUUUCCGGCGCCUUGUCUGGACAGAGGGAAAUGACGACAGCACACAAGACAUAAUGGUGGCGGAAGAGCGCGGCACGCACUAUGGCCGUCGUCUGUCGUCCUUCGGUCUCACGGACUUCCUUCGCCGCCACACUCUUCGCGAGCUGAAAGGCACCGACACGUUGUCUGUGAGGGCGUCGGAGUUCUUUCGUGUGUAUGGCGGCCAGCUGAGCCGACGGCAGCACCGGUUCAGGUGGGGGAGGGUGUUCGGUGAGGGGGGCGGGCUGCCCGUGAAGGUCGAGGUGUGCAGUGGGGGCGGCGAAUGGGUCACUGCAAAGGUGGGCGUUCGAUCAGGAGAGAGAGAGAGAGAGAUGCCCAGUUGUUUGAUUGUUUGCUUCCCCCUUGUGUUGUGUGUUACAGGCGAGUUCUGAGGUCGGUGUGAGCAACUGGGUGGCCAUGGAACUCAGACACGACAGGUGCUACCAGGUAUGUAUGCCACACACGCCCACACGCACGCACAGCAAGCGAGCCGCCCGCCUGCCUCCAUCUAUGUGUGUGUGUGUGUCUCUGUCUGCAGAUGUUCAGCCGCGGCAGCCUGGCCGCCUUGCCCAAUCUGUGCAUCGUGGGGGGCGAUGCGCACGCCGCCAUGGUGCGGCACUUCUCUUCCGACAGUGUGGCCGAGGUGUGGGUGACCUUCCCGCAGCCGCCUCUGUGGUCAGGGGGGUCGGGCCACCUCCUCACAGGCGACUUCUUCAACCAAAUACGGCGGUGAGCGAGCUGAGCCAAAACAUCAGACACGCAAUACACCCACCCAAGUGUCUGUGUGUGUGUGCGUGUGUGUGUGUCAGGGUGCUGUGUGUUGGAGGAGUGGUGACGGUCGUGUCGGACAGUCUGCCCUACUGCCACACCAUCCACCAGCAGCUGAGCUCUGCCACACAGCUGGUCUCGACGCACCCACACGAGCCGUGUGUGCGCGGCUGGCCGGACGGCUAUGCGCCUCUGUCUGACACUGGAGAGGGGGCUGGAGAGGGAGAGGGAGAGGGAAGUGGCAGCAGCUAUUUCGAUCGCUUCUGGAGCGGCGGCAAGAGGACCAGCCGAUACUUUGUGCGAUGGAGGAAGGAAUAAUGUGGUGCGUGUGAGUGGUAUUGCCGACAUUGAGCAGCAGUCAGUUGAUGGGGGAUUGGUGGGAGGGGAGAGGGUCUCUAUGCACAUGUUGUUUGCACAGACAGACAGACAGACAUAAACCAUAGAGAAUGA
Messenger RNA from Vitrella brassicaformis, 2570 nucleotides. Lineage: Eukaryota; Vitrellaceae. The record is from the annotation of a GenBank genome assembly.